UUUGUAAUUAGUUGUUGACAGAUAUUGUUCAGUGCCAGUUAUUUUCAAUAUUAACUUUGUUGUGUGUGAUGAAAUAUAAUACAUAAUAAUUUUCCGUGUAUUAUUGGUAUAUUUUCUAUUUUUAUUUUAUUAAAAAUCGUAACAUUUGGAACAAAGAGCAUACUGACGAUAGUUUUUUGCUUUACCGGAAUCAUGUCGCCAUUUUGUAAUCAGCUGUUCGUGGCGGCAUCACCUUUACUAUCCGCGCUCUCGUCAGGAGGUCUCAUUGGCUACCCGAGCGUGUUAUUACAACAAUUCAAACAAAAUGACAGCUCCAUUCAUAUUGAUGUCGACACAUCAUCUUGGAUCGCUUCCAUACAUGGCCUUGCGGGUAUUCCAAGUUUAUUUAUACCUUACAUUAUGCAACAUCGAGGUAGAAAGUUUGGCUACCACAUUUGUUGUUUACUCGUGAUGCUCGGAUGGACGAUAAUUUACUUCGCGAAGAACGCAACAACUGUUAUUAUUGGCGAAUCCUUUCAAGGUCUCGGUGCUAAGAGUCUAUUAGUAGUAAGCUAUAUGGCCAUCAGUGAGAUGGGGCAUCCACGAUAUCGGAAUAUAUUAAUGCUCUUUUAUACGACUUCACAAACAAUAGGUGUGACAUCAGUACAUAUUAUGGGCGCUUACAUUUAUUGGAAGACUAUAUGCAUUGUUAUGUUAUUGCCUGUUGUUUUUGCAUUUUUUAUGAGCUGUUUUUGGCCUGAAUCACCAGCAUGGUUAGCACAUAAAGGCAGAUUUGAAGAAUCCAAAAAAUCUUUUAUUUGGCUUCGAGGGACAGAUGAAGAGUCUGUUGCCGAAAUGAAUGCAUUGUUAGAUGCCCAGAAAAGUUAUAUACUUAAGAAAAAAACAAAUAUUUAUGGAAAAAGAAAUCAUUUUGCAAGAGAUGCCUGGGAAAAAAUAUCAAGUAAAGACUUUUAUGUGCCAGCUACUCACAUGUUCCUCCUUCUCUCCGUUUAUUAUUGGAGCGGUAACUUAGUAUUCCUCGUAUAUGCAAUGAACAUGAUAGAAAACGUAACCAAAGAUGAAAGUUCCGCUUUUGUUGCAAUGAUUGUAAUGGAUCUUGUUACCUUAUUAGGAAAUACUGUUGCCUUUAUAUUUUUUAAGCAUUUUAAAAACAAGACUGUUCUUUUAACAAGCGGAAUUGGAAGUGCUUUUUUCUUAUUGGCUUCCGCUAUUGCUUCGUUUUUACAAUUUGAUGGAUCAUUGUCAAGGGAAUCUUUAUUAUGUCUUUAUUUUUUAGUAGGAUUUAUGAUUGCAUCUAGCUUAGGAAUAUACACUACACCGUACGUAAUGGCCUCCGAGAUAAUGCCAAUGCGACAUCGAGGAAUAGGAGGUUCUUUGAUGGUUAUUAUUAUUUGUUCUUCGUAUAGUUUUACUCUCAAAAUAGCUCCAUACUUAGUUCUUUACUUAAAACUACAUGGAACCUUUUUAUUAUAUGCAAUAACACUAAGUGUAUGUCUUAUAUGGGUUUGGAUGUUUGUUCCGGAAACAAAAAAUGAAACUUUGCAGAAUAUUGAAAGACAUUUCAUUGAUACGAAUAUAAAUGAUUCUACAAAUCUAGAAAAUGACGAAGCAGAGAAAUUGAAUCUAAGAGUUGUAUUAUAGAUAAAUCUGUUGAAUAUGAAGAUACAAAAAAUAAAUAAUAUGUAGUUUAAAAAAACUAAAAAGCACGCUUUAUAUAAAAUUCUACUAAGGGUGUUAGUAUUAAUUAUUAAGUAUUAUUAUUAAGCACCCCACGCUUUUUUUACAAUAAAAUAUAUUUUUUUUACACUAUUUUCAAUUUAAAUUUAUUUUAUAUUUUUUAGUUGAAUUUUAUACAAAGCGUGCUCUUUAGUUUUUUAACUAUUAUUUAUUUUUCAUUUUUUAGUCAAAUUAGUGUAAUUUCAUCGGUCCUCGAUAAAUCUACAAAGUUUGAACGAAAUCUAGCCGUUUAAAGUGAGUCAAAAUCGCGCCCAAAGAAGUCGGUUACAAACAUACAAACAUCCAUACAAACAUACAGGUGAAGCUAAUAUAAAGCGUAUAAUAAUUGUUGCUACGAAAUAGAUGUGUUUAAAUAAAACAAACCAUUUGAAAUUCGAUUGAAAAAAAUACUUCGUCAAAUCCAAUAUAAAAUAUAAAAGGCUAAGUAACAAAAUAUUUUUUUAGUUUGAGAAACACUUCUUACGAACGUUCUACUAGACCGUGAACAAAUAAUAAUUACAACUAUUUUGUUCUUUCCUUUAUUUGGUGAAACAAUAAUAAGUCUUUCCUUAGUGUCACACUCAGAUUCAGAUGUUGAAUUUAUUUUUUAAUUCACAUUUAUAGAUCCACGACAUGACAGAUUAGGCACUUUUCAUUUAUACAUCUAUGUUAUAUUGGAACUAAAAUAUAUAACUUUGAGUUUUCACAUUUAACUGUCCAAAUUGGUUUAUAAUAAAUAAUGGACUCGA
This is a messenger RNA of Leptidea sinapis, 2465 nucleotides long. Its product is annotated as facilitated trehalose transporter Tret1-like. Bases 193 to 1641 code for a protein of 482 amino acids. The record is from RefSeq and is a predicted model, not a curated record. The transcript is spliced from 3 exons. NCBI's taxonomy places the organism in Eukaryota, Metazoa, Arthropoda, Insecta, Lepidoptera, Pieridae. Gene Ontology annotation, biological process: transmembrane transport. Gene Ontology annotation, molecular function: transmembrane transporter activity. Gene Ontology annotation, cellular component: membrane.